Molecule: messenger RNA, 2665 nt
Organism: Pipistrellus kuhlii (Kuhl's pipistrelle)
Lineage: Eukaryota; Metazoa; Chordata; Mammalia; Chiroptera; Vespertilionidae
Gene: JHY
Product: junctional cadherin complex regulator
Exons: 8
Coding region: 137-2335 (732 amino acids)
Biological process (GO): brain development; axoneme assembly
Source: RefSeq, a predicted model, not a curated record
GGCGGCGCGGGAGGAUGCGGCAGGAGCGGAGCGCGGGGCAGGUAACGCUCUUGUGAACCACAGCUCGAAAUAUUCAGCCACAACGUGAAGCUGCCUGCCAACAAGAGUUUCCUGGUGGUUUUUGUGUUUUUUCAAGAUGAGCCAUGGUAGGUUAAUUCCCAGGCUCUCCAUUCGAUCUCCUGUGCAUCGUGCCAGCCUGGAGGCCCAGGCCGCAGCAUCGCCUUUUAAGAAAGAAGACUUACCUCUGAUUUCAAAGGAUUCCCUGGAAGCCGACUCGGAGAGCCUCAGUCAGGAGGGCUCCUCUCAGGCCGAGCGUGGAGCUCGAACCCGGGACAACGCCAUGGAGCGGGACAGCCUGGAGGACAGCCUGGAGGACAGCCUGGGGGACAGCCUGAGCGAGACGGAGGAGGAAGCCAGCAGCAAGGCGGCCCAGGCGGCCAGCAAGGACAGCCGUGCCCAGGACAAGGGCGCGGGCGGCAGCCCACCGUCCAAAGAAGACAAGUACUCGGACCUCCGCUACGACCCCAACUGGAGGAGCAAGCGAGGGGCCGGGCACGUGCCGGCCGUGGAGGCGUCGCCGGAGUCCGCGGGCGGCUCUGCCCAGGGGCGCCCGCUCCUCCCCUCGGAGGCGUCCCCGGGCCCAACGGCGGGGGCCGGCCCGCAGGACCCCAGCCCGCCCAGCGACGCCUCUCUGCUCGGGAGUGAGUUUGUGAGUCCGAGCUACGAGCACGGGGCCCAGCACAGCACGCGGGCCUCGGGGCUGAGCGGCCGGGGCCUGGCAGGGACGUCCAGCAACCUCUCCCAGUGCGUGCGGAGUUCAAGCUCACACAACGAGGUUUUCUGGCCCAGGUCACGGGGCCCGCGGCGAAGGAAGGCCAAACAAUUUUUUGUGGAAAAAAACAAGCUGACCUUGGGGUUACCCACCCCCAAAGUGGACUCUUAUCUUCAGCUUCACAGUAAGAGAAGGGAGGAGAGUCGCAUGGAACAGGAACACUGGUCUCACUAUGAAAGUGCGACAUCAAGUCAGGAACCCGGAGGGCCACCCCCUGAAGCCGCCCGUGGCCAGCAGCCUUCCAGAAGAGCCGCCGGGCACAGGGCCCGCACACAGCAGAAGCACAGGCACGGCCGGAAGUCUUCGGUGACGGAGGAGCUGGUUUUCAGUCAGGGGAACCCGAAAAACACUCCCAGACGACAAUCUCAGAACAAGCCUGGGGAGGCGUCCAGAAGGCACGAGGCAGCUGCAGUCACGCUUGCCCCCCGCGGUGACUUGCAACACUCAGGGGCUCCUAGGGGCCAGGGUCCCCAUGAAGCCUCCCACAGAUUCACUCCACCGCAGCAGACUUUUGACAAGGUGUUAUUAUACAAAAAUGCUCCUGGCUACCACUCGGUGAUGAAUUUUAACAAAAAAAGAGGACGCAAAGAUCAAGAAGAGGACAGAAUUUUAUACCAGCAGCUACACAUGAACACUCUUGCCCAUAUGGACUUGAACUACCCUAAUGGACUCACUAAGAGACAAGUGCCCCUGCGUCACAAAGGCUCUCAGUCUGCUUCUAAAGUAAAUGUUAGCAGAGCAACUGAAAAUAAGAAGCAACCCAAACCUACUUACCCAGAGGCUGGAUAUAAGAACUUGGAAAUAUUAUGGAACUUCCAUCCUUCCCCGGACAGCUCCCCUGAGGAGGCCCCAGGCUCGCGGCUGGGGCGGCUCAUGGAGCAGCACCAGCAAGCCUUGGCACAGCUGGCCGAGGUGCAGCCCGGCGCAGGGGCCUCGGCCAGGGUCAUAUUCCCACCCAUUCUGCCAAGAACAGAAAGUGAAUCCCAACUCAACUCAGAGAAAAGCCGAAGGAACCAGCUGAAAAUAAGCCGCACCAAUUCCGAAGGCUAUCUGCUUCAACUGGAGAAAGGAAAAAAGAAUAGAAAGCGCAGCAUUAAGAGUCCCAAGCUGAAAGGUUAUCAGAAAGGAGAUGUGAAGCUUGGAGGCCUUGGACCUGACCUUGAGUCCAUCAGAGACAAAAUGCAGAAACUAAGACAGCAGAAGGAAUACGCGAAGCAGGUGAAGGAGUACAACAUGAAGACCCUCUCCCUCCUGUCCCACCCGCCGGCGGCAAAGCCCGAGAACAGCCCCGGCCUCUCCCGGCAGAAGGCUUUGGAAUACGCUAAGACCAUCCCCAAACCCAAACCUUCAAAUCUGGCUGACCAGGCGUCAAAGGAAAAGAAAAAUCCAACCUCUGCUGGAGAAGACAAGUUGCCGGAGAUCUCCCUGCUGGGCAUCCUGCAGAGCAGGCACGAGCGGGAGAAGCAGGCCGUGGCCGCCUUCAAAGUCCUGCACAUCGUGUAGCGCCGGAGGGACCCCAGGGCUGGCCCAGGGCGAGGACGCGCAGCCAGCCUCCCCACUCCACGGUGACCCGUCUCAACAGGCGCAGUCCGUGUGUGUGUUGCGUAGGAUUUAAAACGUGGACCCUAUUCUAUCGUGGCGCCAGAGUGCACUUUCUAGGAAGAAAUUUUGUUUAAUUAUUUAUUUUCAAAUCAGUUGAACUUUGGGCCUAGUAAGAACCAGAGAAUAAGGCCUUUGGGUUUUAUGUGGGAUCUUUUUAUUUCUUAAACAAUCUGCACCCUUCCUUAGCAAUGAAAACCAUGAAGUUACCCAAAAAUAAAUUUAUCAACUUGU